AUGGCGAGCACAGCUGCCAUCUCGAGUGCAAGCACUGUUCGUUGUCUUCCUUUGAUUGAUUGUCCCAAAUGCAAGAUCAAGGUCGUUAGGCGCAAGAGCAAGGCUGGCAACGUGUAUUACAAGUGCCCCAAUAAUUUUCUGAAUGAUGAUACUUUUAAGGAAUACUGGUUCGAGGACCAAUACCUUGAGUAUUUACGUGCCAAUCAUCCAAACCUGCUUGAGGGUGUUGAAGUGGAUUUUGUACAGCCCACAGCUUUUGCCCUUGCUGUUCUUGGUGCUCCUGUUGGCACAGAACAGAAUAGCGACAGGAUGGUGGAGAUGCUGGACAUGAAGGUUCAGAUAACUGACUAG
Molecule: messenger RNA, 351 nt
Organism: Miscanthus lutarioriparius
Lineage: Eukaryota; Viridiplantae; Streptophyta; Magnoliopsida; Poales; Poaceae
Source: the annotation of a GenBank genome assembly